Brassica napus (rape) is the source of this 1044-nucleotide messenger RNA. RefSeq lists its product as uncharacterized. The record is from RefSeq and is a predicted model, not a curated record. Bases 1 to 1044 code for a protein of 347 amino acids. The transcript is spliced from 2 exons. NCBI's taxonomy places the organism in Eukaryota, Viridiplantae, Streptophyta, Magnoliopsida, Brassicales, Brassicaceae.
AUGGGUGACUUGGUAAUGACGACAACUAAGAAGGAUGGAGGUUCAUCCAUAAAGUGUCCGAUGUUAACAGCAACCAAUUACACCGUAUGGGCAAUACGGAUGAAGAUGCUACUUAGGGUUCAUAAAGUGUGGGAAGCAGUCGAGAGCGAAUCAACCGAAGGAGACAAGAAUGACUUAGUGACAGCCCUUCUCUUUCAAUCAAUCCCGGAGACUCUGAUCCUACAAGUUGGAGCACUUGAGACCGCAAAGAAGGUUUGGGACGCAAUAAAGACCCGACAUGUAGGAGCAGAUAGGGUUCGAGAAGCAAGGCUACAAACCUUGAUGACUGAAUUCGAGCGGCUAAAGAUGAAGGAAACUGAUAAGAUUGAUGACUUCGUGGGCAAGUUAACAGAGAUAUCAUCAAAGUCCGCUGCAUUGGGUGAGAGUAUGAAUGAAGCGAAACUCGUAAAAAAAUUCCUUCAAGCGUUACCACGCAAGAAGUAUAUCCAUAUAGUCGCUUCGCUCAAGCAACUAUUGGAUUUAAACACCGCGAGUUUUGAAGACGUUAUAGGGCGUUUGAAAGCAUACGAGGAGCGUAUCAUGGCGGAAGAAGAGGAGGAAGACACACAAGAAGAUCAGAGCAAGCUCAUAUGUGACAAGCUAGGACACUUUUCAGCUACAUGUCCCGAUAGAUUGCUUAAGCUACAAGAAACAACUGGGAGUAAAGAUGGAGAUGAAACCCAAGAAGCCGACAGACUCAUGAUGCACGAAAUUGUCUAUCUCAACGAACGAAACGUGAAACCUAAAGAGUUUGAAUCAAGUACUGAUAGCGACAGAGUGUGGUACUUAGACAACGGAGCCAGCAACCACAUGACUGGAAACCUAAGCUACUUUAAAUUCUUAGACGACACAAUCACGGGAAAAGUUCGUUUUGGAGAUGAUUUGAAGAUAGAUAUCAAAGGGAAAGGUUCCAUUCUGUUCGUGAGUCUAGACGGGAAAAAGAAAACACUUGCAGACGUCUAUUUUAUCCCAGAACUUAAGAGCAAUAUUAUAAGCCUCGGUUAA